AUGAACACAUCAAUGUUUGAUUUAGUUUCUGUUCAAUUUUGGAAAUGACUUUAAGUCAAUCAAACAAUCAAAAAAAGUGAACUUUGUAAUUGAUUGUUUUUCAAUAACAAUUAAAAGAUGAUUGUGAACAAGGUGCUUCAGUUUAAUUAAUUCGUAAAGAAUUAAAUGAUUAACACGAUUUUCGGCAUUUCUUACAUCAUAAAUUUCAACCGAUUCAUUGACAAUCAUCAACAAUCAACUUUCUUAGAAGACUGUGUAUUCUUGCAAUUAAUUCAUUGAUCGAAUCAAGUUAAUCAAUUAAAUCAGGAGAGAGAGAGAGAGAGUAGAAUGAUUUCUCUCUCAUCUGUAGUUUUUUCCUUAUAAUCUACUAAAUUGUUAUGUCAUUAACUAUCUCUUCACAAUCAUCAGAACUUUCAUCAAUUAUAAUCAUCUUUGCCUCAUUCACAAUUUACUAAUCAUCCAACUCUGUUACCAACAACAUCAAAGUCAUUUAAUUGUCAACUCUUGUGAAUAACUGAUUGACCACAAUGGUGAAAAAGAUCUGUGUGAUCGGCGCUGGAGCCUCGGGCUUAGCUGGAAUUAAGGUUUGUCUUGAAGAAGGAUUCGAAGUGACUUGUUACGAACAAUCAAAUUUCGUCGGUGGUUUAUGGAAGUAUCGAGAUGACGACGAAGAUGGUUUGGCCUCAGUGGCUCGAACCACAAUCAUCAAUUCAUCAAAGGAAAUGUCAGCCUACUCUGAUUUCCCACCGCCGCCCGAAGUUGCCAACUACAUGCACAACACAGCCAUGCAUGCUUAUUUUGAAUCUUAUGCUGAUCAUUUCAAUUUAAAAGUUCACAUUCAAUUUAAACACAAAGUGAUCAAGGUUGAACAAUCAUCUGAAAAGACUGGUCAGUGGAUGGUCACUACCCUUAAUUUAGAUACAAACAAAGAGUCAUCAUCAAUUUUUGAUGGUGUCUUGGUUUGUACGGGUCAUCAUGUUAAACCUUUGGUGCCCAAAUUCAGAGGACAAGAAAAAUUCAAAGGGAAAAUCAUUCAUACUCAUUCAUAUAAAAAGCCUCAACCCUUUGAAGAUGAACGAGUUGUCGUGGUGGGAAUCGGUAAUUCUGGUGGAGAUGCUGCCGUUGAAUUGUCAAUGUUUGCGAAGAAGGUCUAUCUUGCCAUUCGUAGAGGUAGUUGGGUUUUAUGGAGAGUCGGAACUAAAGGUCAACCCAUGGAUUCUCAAUUUAUACGAAGAUUUUACUCUCUACUUAAUUAUUACGCGGGUUACAAACUGGCCUCACGAUUGUUAGAGUAUUUAGCUAAUCUUCGCUUUGACCAUGAAACUUUUCAUCUUAAACCAGAACAUUGUGCCUUCGGUCAACAUCCAACGGUCAAUGAUACCUUGAGUAAUCGCAUCAUUUCCGGAACCGUUAUUGCCAAGAAUAAUAUCAAAGAGUUUACAGAAAAUGGAGUUAUCUUUGAAGAAGAUGAUAACAAGGAAACUCCGAUCGAUUCUGUUGUUUUGGCCACAGGCUAUGAGAUUUCAUUCCCUUUUCUUGAUAAAUCAUUGGUUUGGUCGACCAACGAUAAAAUUGAUCUGUUUAAAUCCACCUUCCAACCCCGAUUAACUCACCCUCACACUUUGGCGAUCAUUGGUUUAAUCCAACCUUUUGGACCAUUAAUACCAAUCAGUGAGAUGCAAUGUCGCUGGUUCGCUCAAUUAAUGGCCGGAAAACAAAAGUUACCAUCUCGAGAGGUGAUGGCGAAAGAUAUUGAGCAAAGACGCGCUGAACACGAAGAGCGUUACUAUUCUAGUCCAAGGCAUCAGAUUCAAGUCGAUUAUUCGACCUUCAUGGACGAAUUAGGUGAACAAUUUGGAGUUCGACCCAAUUUGACCAAACUGUUUUUCUCGGACCCUGUUCUUUGGUAUCACGUUUACUUCGGACCUUUGCUCCCUUAUCAUUUUCGAAUCCAUGGGACAAACUCUUGGUCAGGAGCUCGAAAGGCCAUUAUGACCGUCGAAGAUCGGAUUCAAGCUCCAUAUCGAACUCGAAAAUUGAAUCAAAUAUCCAAUACAAAAAAGAGCAAUUUUAACUUGAUUGGUCUAAUUGUCUUGUUUUGUGCUAUUUUUUUCUGUUUCUUUUAAAUUGUCAUCUACUUUAAUGAUAAAUUGCUCAACAGAUCCUUUAAUUUGUAUAAUUUUCACUAAUCAACACUUAAUUGUUACCCUUUUAACAUUUUAAUCAACUUUCCUCAUCCCAUAUUCUUACAAUAUAAAGAGAGUAAUAUCUCCAAUCAAAUUAAGCUUUUAAUUGUAACAACUAAUAAACUAAAUUCUCAAAUUUUCCCAGUUAAUCAACAAUUUAAAAUUGUGUACAAUUAAUAAUAGAAUGAUUAACGAAAAAAGCAAUGGAAAUUAAUCCAGUUCGUUAAUCGGAAUAAUAAACAAUAUCAAUUCAUUAAAAUCCAUGAGAAACUUAAA
Molecule: messenger RNA, 2462 nt
Organism: Panonychus citri (citrus red mite)
Lineage: Eukaryota; Metazoa; Arthropoda; Arachnida; Trombidiformes; Tetranychidae
Product: flavin-containing monooxygenase 5-like
Exons: 5
Coding region: 528-2126 (532 amino acids)
Molecular function (GO): flavin adenine dinucleotide binding; N,N-dimethylaniline monooxygenase activity; NADP binding
Source: RefSeq, a predicted model, not a curated record